This is a messenger RNA of Asterias rubens (European starfish), 5611 nucleotides long. RefSeq names its product flocculation protein FLO11-like. The transcript is spliced from 6 exons. NCBI's taxonomy places the organism in Eukaryota, Metazoa, Echinodermata, Asteroidea, Forcipulatida, Asteriidae. Gene Ontology annotation, molecular function: protein binding. The coding region runs from base 360 to 2801 and encodes 813 amino acids. The record is from RefSeq and is a predicted model, not a curated record.
GACAUUUCUUCACCCUGUACCCACGUCCCAUACACACCGUACCUCUAUUGUCCAUAGGAGGGUACCUUAUUACCAUCUGAAUGGGUUUAAGGUUUAGAAGGAGCCAUAUUGUAUGGGACCAGCCCCAAUCGGAUCCUAUCGACUAAUGGAAUGAUGUUAACCAAGGCGAUCUCAAACUACCUUACAUUUCCAGCUGUUUUUAAGGAGUUAUGAUUGAUAAGAUGUAAGAUGAUAUAGCGAAGAUGUAUUUGGAGUAACGUCUUGGACUAGUUGAAUAAAUAAGUAUAUGCGAGAACUGUUUCCCCUUGAUGAGAGGCUGCAUGAGCAAGACCUACUGACCGUAGCACGCCACUGAAGCCAUGGGGUCUAAAGUGGAAGAUAUACGGUGGUCCAAACGCUCCUACACGCUGCGUGAAGCCCUCAAGAGAUGUACAUUCCCACAGAUUAUGAAAGUGUCAAUCGGCUUUGUGUCUUCGGAUGAAAAUGAGACACUUAGUAAAGAUCAGAUUCUUCGAAUUCAUCAAAACCACACACAGACCCGUGUCCUGGCCGGUACAAAGAAAAACAAAUUUCUUAGUAUCCCUCUUCGAUAUGCAGACGCACGAUUUGAGGUCGUGACCAGCAAAAAACGUUCUAAGCCAAUGUACAUGCGUGACGUCAUCGACAGAUCCCUCCUGCCGCAAGAAGUUACUUUCCAUUUUGGAGACGAUUUAACCUUUGACCUUCAAACUGCUAAGGGGAGUGUUUCUGAGAAGUUGAGUCCUCUUUUAUUGAGGAAUAUGUAUGAAGUAAGCUACCUACAAGGAAACGCUAUCUACCACAAUCAUCUUGAUACUCAAGUGAUAAAUAUUCCACUACAUCUUCCAAUCGAAGUCAAUCUAGCCGAAGGUUUCACGAAGCACUCGGUUGAACAAUGGGGGCGCUAUCAAUCACUGCUUGAGAAGCUAGUCUCCAAACACGUGACCUUUGAGCUCUUCCCUGGCAACCAGAAAAUCACCUUCUUCUCCGACAAACGUCUUGAAAAAGCCGAGAGUCAAGAAGACUAUGAGAAGAUCUGGCCAAUCGGAACCCUCUACAUCACCUCAGCUAACGAGAGGUUACGCAGUAAGACAACAACUGGUGCAGGUGUCUCUCGGACAGUGGGCCACACCGCUGCAUCAGCCACAGCUGUCCGAAGAGUAGCCUCUCCGAGCCCACAGGUCACCAAGAAUGGAGAUGCUGGACGGGGUCGACAAAUGACCAAAUCUGCUUCAGCUUCCAUUAUGAUGUCAACAGAUACUGUACCCAGGAAUUCUCGGCCUGUUGCUAAAGUGGUAAGCAAAGGGUCGCCUCCGGUUACCAGACCUCUACCUGUAUCCAGUGCAACCAUGCCAAGAUCCAUCCUACAGAGAGGUCCUAGCCAGGAAGCUUUAAAGAACAAUGUACAACCUCCUCCUUUGCCAACAUCAGCAAGACCAACAAAAGGAAGCCCUACACAGGAUCAAAGACCUGUAGUAACUCACAAUCACACAUCAGCAACCAACUCAAGACAAGAUGGAACAGCGACUAGAGGGCGUGUCCAAAAGCCCCCGCCCAUAACGACAACUCCUGCACAUUAUUCCCGCAAAAGAUCCCCGUCUGUUGACUCCACACCAUCAAAUGUACCGAGCUACCAAAGGAAUAGUUCACCAUCAGUAGGAGCAAGACCAGAUCAAAUUCUUGUCUCAUCGGCCGGACGAGUCCGAAAAGGUCCCAUCUCAAGUAAUUCACCAACAAUCAACGAGACGUUCGGUGCAAGAAGCGUCAGUUCAACCAGCUCAACUGACUCCAAUGAUUACACGCAUCUUAAAACAUUACCUGUCGACAUACCAGCUCCAGAUUAUGACCCAAAUGAAACUGUAUUCCAAUACCCAGGAGCUGUGGAGGCAAAGCAAGGCCCUCCUCCCACGCCUCCACCAAUCUCCUCAAUACCUGUCAAGCCAAAAGCCCCAGCGCCGACUUUCUCACCACAAAUAUCCCAAGUGGGUGAAGCUGGGUCAUCUUCAACACUGUCUUCCCCUGCCUCUUCUUUGUCGUCUAUCCCUGGAGCAUUAGCACUUGCUCCUCCUCCCCCUCCAGGCCCCCCGCCCCCACCUCCCCCUGCCCCAGCCCCAGGUUUACCAGCCCCUCCACCACCCCCUCCUCCUCCUGGAUUAGAUUGGAAGGCUCCAUCACAACAAGUAUCUCACACACCCAUUGCUAAACCGCAACCCAAACCAGUUAGGAACAAUGAACCAUCUAUGAACACAAUGAUGAUGGAGUUAAAAAAGGCACAGCAACGCCGGAUGUCUACUGGGAUCAUUCUAGAAGAUGCCGUGGAUAGCGGCAAAGUGACAUUUGGUCCCUCAAAACAAAGCCCAAGAUCCACAGGUGCUCUUAAGACGCAAGCUCCAUCUGGCACUAAUGAGCUGCAAUCUAUCCUGAGUUCAAGACUAAGGAAGACUUCAACCGACAGAAUUCUUGAUCCUGGUAACGUUCCUUCUGUAGCUCCAAAGCCGACUCCAGGUCGCUUCAAAGUUGGCAACAAAGCUUCUUCAAGCAGCGAUACUUUCAGCAAAGUCGAGGAUAUCCCAACUAAUCUGAAGGGAUUAACAGUGGCUCAAGUCACGCAGUCUUUGCGUCUUCUUAAUCUGGAUAAGUACGCAGAGGUCUUCAAGAAUAACCAGGUUGAUGGUGAAAUGAUGAUAACAUUAAGCAAGGACAUUCUUCGCACUGAGUUUAAAGUCUCUGAGUUUGACAGCCAAAAAAUCAUGAAAUUCCUCGGAGGGUGGCGACCUAAAUAACACUUCCUUUUGGCUGUUAAACGCAAUGUAAAUUUAUGAUGCAGCUCAUACUUGCUUAUAAAUACAAGAGGAAAACUUAUUUUACAAAAUGCAAUUGCUAAAUUAGACCGUGGAGUUUAUGAUUUUAAUUUUUUUAUUAUAAACUUAAAACUUAUGUAUAUUUCUAAGAUAAAGACUAGUUAAGGUUCUAUUAUAAGCUGUAAAUUUCAUUCGUCAUUUAAAACCUUUUAGUGCCUCAUAGAUCUUUCUAAUCGGUCAAACAUUUGGAAAACUAUAAUGAUAGUGAUAUUUUUACCAUCAACAUGAAAUUACCAAAUGGUUGACUGACAUUCCUCCAAGUACUGUCAGACUAUUUCAUCACAGCCUCACCUUGACUCGAGUGGUUUACAAUGAACGAAAAUACAAAAUGGCUGCUUCAAACAUUAACGUACGAUCACAUCAUCUUUACUGUAAAGUACUGUUAUAAAGGUAUAUUUAAAUUGAACUAGAUUGUACAAGUUCAUUUUCAGUAAAUGUAGGCAGAUUUGUAAAAAUGAUUUCCGAGUCAGAAAUUAAGGGCAUAAAUUAAGGGCACAAACAAAAAGUUUCUUAUUGAUAAGGCCAUGAUUUUGAUUUUAUCAUGUGAUGCUUCUUGAUCAAAUCAAUAUCAUGACGUCUAAAAGAGGUUUGAGUUAACACCAUGUGAAUAUCUCCUUUCGAGUAAUAUUCACUCCUGAAGACGAUCAGAGCAAACUGAUUGCAACAUUGAGUUGUUAACCACCGGUGCCGUUCCGAACCAAUGUUACUCAAAAGAGAUAUUCACUUGUUACUGCAAACCUCUCUUAGUUUAUACCCUGACCAUGCAAAGUUUCAAAUCCAACAAGUCAUGAUGUGUAAAUUGAAAGAUAAAAGCUCUGACAACUGUCGCAAGCAGAUCAUUAGCCCAUCAGUAGAUUUACAUAUUUUAUAGUGAAUAUUUUCUAAAGACAUAUAUUACGCAAAUAAUUAUUUAGAAUGCAAAUAGUAAGGGUCUAUAGGUUUCUUAUAACGGUGUAAUACAGGAUUGAUACGGAUAGAAAACAUUGUUUAAUAUUUAGUUUCAAAGUUUACUGAUUAUGAAGUUCAGACUAGAACCAUUUUUGUUUGGAAAUUUUUCCCACUGAAAUGAAUUGAUCAAGAAAACUGUUUCUGGCUCAUUGAAACCCUUACAAAAUACAAUAGCUGAUUUUGGUUGUUACAACCAAAAUUAAGAACACUGUGUACAUGCUGUAACAUUGUGCAUGCUUGUCACUGUUUUCUCCUGACUCGCACAAAGGAUUAAGCCCAAAUUUUCACUUGUUUGUUACUUAAUGUAUAUGGUUGAUCACAGAACAUACACACUAUUUCUAUGACUAUUAAAAAAUAGUUUUAAUUUAGUAGAUAAAACAAGAAAGGGUAGUGGUAGCACUUGCAGUUAAACUAAUUAUAUAAAAACCUUCAAGAGCUUUUGUAGCAACAACUACAUCCUUGCAUCCUACGAUGAAGUAGUUGUUACUACCAAAACUCAUGCAGUUUUGUAUACAUGUAUAAUUAGUUAGUCUGUAAGUGCUACCACUACCUUCCUUGCUGUGACUAUUUCGUCAGCUCUACCAAUCCUGUGUAAUACCUUUAAGGUCUAUGUGUAAAUAUUGAUUCUACGUUACAAUGGGAGAAUAUAAUGAGUAAGUAUUGGCAUUAUGCAAUGAGCAACUUGUGUACAGGCAUUCUGUUGAGCAAACAAAUUUAUUCAGACGUUAGUCUAUACCAUGCUGAACAUGUGGCAGAGGGUGUCAUCCUCCCCAAAAUGCUCCCAUACUUAAAGGCACUGGGGUCGAUUUCACAAAGAGUUAGGAGUUACUAACUUAAGAUGAGUAACUUGUCCUAAGUCGAGAUGAGACUAUUCUUAGCUCUUUCCCCAAAAAAUUACUUGGUAACAAGCAAUGGAGAGUUGUUGGUAGUAUCACACUUCGUGAGAACACUCUUUCUGAAGUACUGUAGUUUUUAGAAAGAGGUAGCUUCUCACUAAAAUAUUUGAAUCUGAGAUUGUACUAUCAACAGCUCUCGUAACCAAGGAAGUUUUUAUGCUAAUAUUGUGAGUAAAAACAAAAUGUGUUCAGUGCAUUUAACACGGUUUCCUGUGAAAGAAAGUUCAACUGUGUCAAAAUAACUUCCUGUAAAUGAAACAGAAAAUAAAUAAAUAAAUAACUUGAAACUAUAUAAUCAGCUAGUUUACUAUCUGUAUAUAUUAAGCUGACUGCAAGAGUAUCAAUUUGUUAAAACAUUGAGCCACACGAGUGCAUCUGCUGCAUGUCCAAAGUUUGUUUAUUCUUCCAGCUCCAAAGCUGAAUAUUGCUUAGUAAAUCUCUUUGCUAAGCAAAACAUAAGCAUGGCACCAGUUGCAACAAUGUAAACUUUAUGGAGUUUUGGCUGCUUACAAGUUUCUGUUUAGCAAGAUUUGUCUGUGCUUAGCAAGUUUUUAUGCUGACAGGAUUUAUGAAAUUGGGCCUUGGUAAUCAGUGGAGCCAAUUGGUAUGAAGUUGGGGCGGCUUAAACUGGAAUUAGGUCACACUUAUAAACAGGAUACUCAAAAGCGAUAGACGCAAAUUUCAAGUGCUGUUUUUUAAAAACACAUAAUUAAAACUAUCUGUAUAUGUAUGUAUGUAAUGUGAGAAAAUGAAAUAGCAAUCUUUUGUACUUCUUGACACAGUAAUAACCAUAAUAUGGAAGUAGUGAAAGAGUAUGCCAGCAAUGAAUUAUUGUUAGCUUCCGACAUUCUCUGGUUGAUUUCCACUGAAUAAAAGGCAUAAAUAUAA